AGACUGUAGGUCAGUACAUAGUAGCUACAUCAUCAAUACAGACGAAGCUUUGACAGAUGAUUUUGGACCACUAGCUAGCUACACUAUUAUCAGACAGAUUACUGUAAAUGUUCUUCCCACAGUGCGUGAGGCAGUAAGGCAGUGAUGGGUCAUCAUUGGCCACCUGAUGCUAUGACGACUCGACUCCAUAGAACUCUGUCUGCAGUUGUACUUAGCAUGUUGCUAGCCUAGCCUGUAGAGCCAGCACAGUGUCAGAGAUCCCUGUACUUCAGCCUGGACUGUCCAGAUGUAGAACUACCUGACCGCCUAUCAUCUCAAUCCUCCUCCGGCACACGACUAGCGUUAAAUCCGGAGGACGAUGCAGACAAUGAGUUAAUGUACAUUUCAGCGUCUGCUUUGGACACAGACUCUUCAAACGGACCAGAGGACUUGGCCUAAAGCUGUCGUGGUGUGCAGCCUCUUUGCUCUCUGUGUCUCUCCGGCUGUUGAGUAGCAUGACUUGGUUUACGUUUCCUGGUGACAACCUGCUGUGCAGAUGUCUUGGCAUCUCCAUCACUGCCUGGUUGACUCUUCUGUUUGUCUUCAUAAUUGUGCCAGCUGUACUUGGAGUCUCUUUUGGUAUCCGCAGACUCUACAUGAGGACACUUCUCAAGAUCUUUGCGUGGGCAACCUCACGGAUGGAGAUGGGAGCAAAGGAAAAGAAUCAGCAACUCCAUAAACCAUAUAGCAAUGGAAUCAUAGCCAAAGAAUCACCAUCGUCCUUGCAGCAGGAGCUCCAGGAGCUCCGAGGUUCUGCCAGCUGUCCGCGCUCAGAGCCGGAGUUUGAGAUGGCUGACAUCUUCUACUUCUGCCGGAGAGGUGUGGAGAGCAUCUUGGAUGAUGAGGUGACCAAGCGCUUUUCGGCCCAGGAACUGGAGAGCUGGAACUUACUGACUCGAAGCAACUACAACUUCCGUCAUAUCAGUCUGAGACUCACUGUCCUGUGGGGCCUGGGAGUCCUCAUCCGCUACGGCAUCCUGCUGCCUCUAAGGGUUACUCUGGCCAUCACUGGCAUUAGUCUGCUUGUAGUCCUGACUACUUUGGUGGGCUUUUUACCAAAUAGAGAGUUAAGGUUCUACCUGAGUGAGAAGGUUCAUCUGAUGUGUUUCCGCAUCUGUGUGCGAGCUCUUACAGCAAUCAUCACCUAUCAUAACAGAGAGAACAAACCAAAGAAUGGCGGUAUCUGUGUGUCCAAUCACACAACACCCAUUGAUGUCAUCAUCUUGGCCAAUGAUGGCUGCUACUCUAUGGUUGGCCAGGUACAUGGAGGGUUGAUGGGAAUGAUGCAGCGAGCCAUGGUCAAAUCCUCUCCUCACAUCUGGUUCGAAAGAUCAGAAGUCAAAGACAGACACCUAGUGGCCAAAAGACUAAGCGAUCAUGUUGCUGACAAAACGAAACAGCCCAUCCUGAUCUUCCCUGAGGGUACUUGCAUCAACAACACAUCAGUGAUGAUGUUCAAAAAGGGCAGCUUUGAAAUUGCCUGCACAGUCUAUCCAGUUGCCAUUAAGUAUGAUCCACGGUUUGGGGAUGCUUUCUGGAACAGCAGUAAGUUUGGCUUGGUGAAUUAUCUGCUGAGGAUGAUGAGCAGCUGGGCCAUUGUCUGCAGUGUUUGGUACCUGCCGCCCAUGAACAGAGAGGAAGGGGAGGAUGCGAUGCAGUUUGCCAACAGAGUGAAAGCAGCCAUAGCUGCUCAAGGAGGAUUAGUGGAUCUCAUUUGGGAUGGAGGGCUUAAACGAGCAAAAGUGAAAGACGCUUUUAAAGAAGAGCAGCAGAAACUUUACAGUAAAGUUCUUGUAGGGGAGCAGGACGAGGGGGAGCAAAGUGACGACAUGCAUUUAGAGGAUGAAAAUCAAGAGGAGGAUGAAAAUCCAGAGGAUGAAAGCAAUCAAGAUUCAACAAAAGGACAAUGAGGACAUAGUGAAUGUAUGAUGUUAUAAAUACAGACUCUUAAUCUCAUACAGUGACUUCUUACAUAAUGGUGAUUGGGAAUUAUCAGAAGUAGAAAG
Messenger RNA from Sander lucioperca (pikeperch), 2045 nucleotides. It is a transcript of the gene gpat4, whose product is annotated as glycerol-3-phosphate acyltransferase 4. Gene Ontology annotation, cellular component: endoplasmic reticulum. Gene Ontology annotation, biological process: triglyceride biosynthetic process. The transcript has 13 exons. The coding region runs from base 495 to 1949 and encodes 484 amino acids. Gene Ontology annotation, molecular function: glycerol-3-phosphate O-acyltransferase activity. NCBI's taxonomy places the organism in Eukaryota, Metazoa, Chordata, Actinopteri, Perciformes, Percidae. The record is from RefSeq and is a predicted model, not a curated record.